AUGAAAGGGUGGAGGGAGGAGAGGUGCGUAUAAAAGUCCUGCACGCAGGAAUUAGGAAAUAUCCCUCUGGAAAAAUAGACUUUCCAAGACUUCUCGUUCCAUCCUCUCUUAAACGGAAGACAAAAGAUGAGACGUCUUCUUCACUUGCUGGCGGUCUGCGCCAUCUUGACCUUGUGCGUCCACUACGGCAGCGCUAGGUCCUACCGCUCAGAUUCAGACUCCAACGAGAGCACGGAGUCCAGUGAAGACGUGUUCGUGGCUCCACGCCGAGCCAACGCCUUCAUCACGCCGCAGAGGAACGCCUUCCGCCUGCCCCGAGGGAACGCCUUCAACGGCUACUCCAGCAGCAGGAGGGUGAAGUCUCCAGCAGAGAGACGUGCGGAGACCUGCGAGGAUUACUCCCCCUGCCGCUUCUUCGCCUACCACAAUGGCUACCAGAGGGCCUACCAGAGGUACUUUGGCAACCAAGCGCCACAGCGACCAAGACAGGCGGCUCACCGUCGCUACUAAACUGGCACACGACUUCCUGGAGCGUUUGACGCGGGCGGUGCUGGAAGAACACCACCGUGGUUGUUGCCAAACGUGUCCAACACACGCUUUAUCUGACGCUCUGAGCGGUGUAUUGUUUGUAUUCACCUUUUGCUAGCAUCAUUAUCCACCCACGGAAAUAAACCUUUCAUGUUUGUUUGUCUUUA
Molecule: messenger RNA, 695 nt
Organism: Nerophis lumbriciformis (worm pipefish)
Lineage: Eukaryota; Metazoa; Chordata; Actinopteri; Syngnathiformes; Syngnathidae
Gene: mgp
Product: matrix Gla protein
Cellular component (GO): extracellular region
Molecular function (GO): calcium ion binding
Source: RefSeq, a predicted model, not a curated record